This is a messenger RNA of Drosophila willistoni, 2844 nucleotides long. It is a transcript of the gene sprt, whose product is annotated as mastermind-like protein 2. Gene Ontology annotation, molecular function: protein binding. The transcript has 5 exons. NCBI's taxonomy places the organism in Eukaryota, Metazoa, Arthropoda, Insecta, Diptera, Drosophilidae. Bases 662 to 2545 code for a protein of 627 amino acids. The record is from RefSeq and is a predicted model, not a curated record.
CUUUGCCGCAAGCGGAUCGCAAGCGCUUAAACACAAAAACAAGAAAGAAAUCCGAAAUUUAUUGAACGCGCGCGCCUGCGUAAUUUUCUAAUCGAGUGGAGUGGAGUGUCUCGAGUGUUGUUGUGUUUUCUCAGUGAUUUAUUCUUUGUGUAUAUUUAGUUAUUUGUUUUAUGCAUUCAAGUGUAAAUUUCCUGUCUUAAAAAAUAAACGGAAAUCAAAAAGGAAACGGAUAUAACACACACACACACGGACGUGCACAGAUGAAAAUCAAAAUCUAAACCGAGACAAAUUUUAUUUAAUUUUCCCUCAUUCAAACAAUAACAAAAAAUUUGUGUUGUUCGCAUUUUAGUAACGGUUUUUGGCAAUUUUCUUGCUCAUUGAUUUAUUAACUUUUAUGAUCGAGGCUAAAAAUCUCCACCGCUUUAUAACAAAUGAAAUGAAAUUACAACAAAUCGAAUUGUAUUGAAUCAAAUUAAAUGAAAUGAAAUGAAUUUAUUCAGUUAUUAUCCAUUGUGAUGUUGUUUGAUGUGUGUAUGAGGAAAUUUUUAAACGAACAAUAGACAUAAAUAAAUAAAUAUUGUUGUGUACCAUUUAAACUGCGGUGGUCUAAUUUCAAUUUCAAUUUCAAUUGGAGUUCAAAUCGUGUUGUGACCCAUUCAUUAUGGAUACCGGAAGUGUGGUUAGUGAACCGAUUUCGGCGCAUCAUCGCGCCUUUGCCAAACAGAAAUCCGCUUCAAUGACCAUACUCAAUCCCAAGAGUUGUGCCAGUGCAGCAAAAUUCAGUCUUCAUACAACUAAUGAGCAUCAUGAGACUCAUCACACAUCAACACAUGGCUCCGCUUCGACGACAGGACGAAGGCGAAAAGCUGGCUCAUUGGGCGGAACACUCUCCUCGCGCUCUACACGCAGUGAGUCGAAGGAGUUGCGUUCAGCUCUACAGGAUCGUGAGGCAGUUAUACAAAAUCUUCGUAUACAGCUUUGCCUUGGCAAAUUGCCACGCCCCACGGGUCCACCUUUGGAUGAAAAUGAGAAACCAGCUGCGGAACAGAAAUUGAAUCGUCUGAAAACCGAAGCCGAGAAUAAGCGUAUUAAAAUCAAGAACUUGAAAAGUGCUUUGGAGAAAUUGGAUAUAACAGACAACAUUGACAUACGAAUACGUCAGGCGGAAUUGGAAUAUGCCUUGGGACGGGAGGAGUUGCAAAUGCUUUCGAUAGUGGAAGAAGCAAGAGCUCUCCAGGCACGCCUUGAAAAAUCCAAGCCGGAGGCACAAACUCUCUAUCAUAUCAUUAGUUCGGGUGUCUCGUUGAGUUUACAUGCCGUUCAUGCCACUUCUGGGCGUUGGGCUGCCCAACAGAGAGUCGAUCAGCCGGGUUUCUAUAUCGAAUGGGCUCUCGAAGGUGAUGGCCUCUAUAAGGGUGAUCGUAUAUUGGAAAUCAAUGGACGUCUUGUGACCAGUAAGACCAAAGAAGAGCUACAGAGACAUGUUGGGAAUUCGGGCAAAUGUCAAAUGGUUGUUCUACGCAAGAAAUCUGUACCCAUACCACAAAAACAACUUGAUCAAGAGAAGGAAAACAAUAUGAGACUGCAGCAUCGUAUAUCGUAUUUGGAAGAGCAGGUAAAGGAAUUGCAAACGGUCAAAGAGCAACCACAUCAGCAACAGCAACAGCAACAGGCUCAACAUCAUCAUCAACAACAUCAGCAAAAUCAACAACAAUCUCAGCAUGUGACCAGCAUUAGCAUAUCUUCACCACCAUCAACGCCACCGGAGAAGCCUCUAAUCUUUCAGCGUGGCAAUUAUAUAACCACUUUGGUUGGCGGCAAACCCAUCGAGCUAAUGGGCGACGAUCUUAAUCAUAAUUCCAAUCAUGUCACCAAGACUCUGAUCAAAGAGAACACCCACAUAGAUCUAAGGGAAAGAGAAAGGGAACGCGAACGCUUGCCCAAUAUGUAUUCCAUGCCCUCCAAGUCCUUGUCUGCCUCGAAGAUCUCCAUUAAUAGCGAUUCCGCUUAUAUGCAACAACAUAAACGCGAAAAGGAACGAAGACAAUAUCGCGAACGAGAACGACCUCGAGAUGCUCUGCAGCAACAGCAGCAACUACACAGAGAACAUCUAAUGAGUGCUCAUGCACGUAGUGUAGAGCAUUUGAAUCAAUAUAAUGGGCGUCGUGAAUUGCCACGUCAAAGUGAAGCUCAGACACUGCGUUCCCGUCUUCCCAGCGAUAUGCGUAGUGUCAAGUCUCUGGAUUUCGAUAGUGAAACGGAAACAACGAAACCAUCUAAUGGCAACAACACCACAGAAGCUGGACGCACCAACACCCACCAUGUACGUCCCACGCCGCCAAAGAAACCUUUGCGUCUUUCGCUACAGCGUGCCCAGAGUUUGCAAACAGUUGAACUGAAUCCCCACAAUGAACUCAUCGAACGAAAGCGACCCAUGAAGCGGGUCCACAAUAAACCUCCACCAGGUUCACCACCCAGCGAUGAGAACUGUAGUCCUUCACCUCCAUUGCACACAGCCUCUCUGGGCAGGCAUAAGCUAAUCUAAACAAAUCACUUGUACUUAUAUAUUUAGUUAUAGUAGUUUAAGCAACCAACAACAGGCGGACAUGUGCAAAAUUAUAAUUAGUUUUAGUUGUACACUUUUUGGCGUUCAUUAAUGUGUAACUAACUUUAGGUACUUUGUGUACUUUAACCAUUAUUUCUAAGUAGGUCUUGGCUUGGCUAUGCAUUAUCAUCAAUUUCAGUAUACGUAAUUCAUAUAAUUGAGAUAUUUUUGUAUUAUUGUAUAUCAAGUUAAUUAGCACAAUUUAAUUCUGAAUACACGAACCUUUAUUUUGCUUUCAA